This is a messenger RNA of Biomphalaria glabrata, 1941 nucleotides long. RefSeq lists its product as uncharacterized. The record is from RefSeq and is a predicted model, not a curated record. NCBI's taxonomy places the organism in Eukaryota, Metazoa, Mollusca, Gastropoda, Planorbidae. Bases 159 to 1427 code for a protein of 422 amino acids. The transcript is spliced from 3 exons.
GUCUCGUUUUCAAAUUCGUAAUUUCCAGACUGCCAGCCCAAGUUGUUCAAAUAUAUCGUUAAUCUUUGCGUGUUGAAGUCGUCAUGUGCAAACUUUGGAAAAAGUUGGUUGAAAUAGAGAAAAAUAUGGAUUGAUGUGUCUUAGUUCAAGAAAUAAAAAUGAGAAAUUGGACGUAUCUUCCCCUUGUUCUCAGCUCAACAUCCCUUGUUAUUGUUGCAGCAUCUGCUUUGGUAAAAACGUACUCACCUUACACAAACGACCCCAUCAUAAUCAAUGUACAGUCAACGAAUCUUCUAGAUGGAUUCUACGACUGUUUAAAACUAAAAGCUUAUCACUCGUGCAAACUACAUUUAACACGACAAAACAACUGGAUCUAUAAUGCCGUUUCUCUAACGAGCGAAAAUGUUGUAAAUAUUUAUGAUUACAGUUCUUACUACUGCAAAUUCCAAUUGCUUUGGCAACAGUAUUAUUUUAUUUGUGAAAAAAGUUAUCUCAAGUGUUUUAAUAGUGUCUUAUGUGACCCGCCAUUGUUUACAAUACGCUGGUCGAAGAGUGAUGAAUAUAUAGAGGAUGAGAAUCUACAACACUGUUCAUCAAAUUUAAACUUCUGCACUUCCUACAUCAAGAGGAUAAAUACUUUCCCUUCAACGCUAAGUAUCAUAAAUUCUGCUUCGUCAACGAGAUGGACAAACGAUAAUACAGUCAAAUAUACCGUAUCAGCAAUAGUGAACUAUAGCACCACUGUGAUUCCUAACACUACUCUUUUAGAAAACAAACAACCUUCAGAUACUAAAAUUAUCAUAGCAGGUGUCGUUGUUGGUGUCUGUUUAUUGUUUGGUAUAGGUAUUGUUGUGUAUUGUUUUCGUAAAAGAUUGCUGACAAAAAAAACUAAAAGCUCAAAGACCUGUGCUUUAAUUGGAAAGAGAAAAAGUAAUACCUUAAGUAUGAUAGAUGUGCCGUCUACAAAAACUUUAGAUAAUGCAGCCGAUUCUUCAUAUGCAACAUACGGUCACGCUUAUGACCUAUAUGAACUAAAUUGCAUCCCUCAAGUCGCUUGUUCUGCCCAAAGUACAUCGUCUGAUACUUAUCACACCUCAGACCAAAUUCCAAAUAUGUCUUAUUCAAAUGUGUCUACCACAGCCAGACCGGUAAAGGCCGUUUACCAAAACGCCAAAGUGGAAAACAAAAAUGUAGCACAAAUUAAAGACUACGACAGGCUUGGGGACCACGUGAGAGAGUUUAAAAAUGAUUACAAUUGUCUGUGUCCUGAAGGUGAAGCUAAUCAGUUAGAGGUUUCAAAAGAUCUUCAAACAAUCCAAUUAAAAGAUCUUGAUUUGACGGAGUAUUCAUUGGCUCAUCAGUGGCAUGAAGCUAUUGAUGAAGAACCUUCUACUCCUUACACACUGGCACAAAUAAUUAAAACAUAACAUUCUUUAUCUGUUUUCUUAAACAUUACAGAUGUUAGGAUUGUAACUAAAAUGCUCCUACCGUUGAAAAUGCUAAGGAACAUUUAUAUUUCCGAACAUAGAAGUUUUGCACAUUUAAAUUUAUAUUGACAAAAUAUUUUCUGUGCUAGAAAUGUACCAGCUGGAGUUAAGCAUAAUUAAAUAUAUUUCUAAAUAAAAACAAAUGAAAAUUGUAUAAUAAUUUUCAAAUGAAUUUGUCUUUUUAAAAAAAAUAUGUUAUUAUUAAAUGACAGAAAAGCUACAAUUUCUGAGACAAGCAGGGUUUCUAGCAAAGGACUGAAAAAAAAACAUACCAGAUCAAAUUCAUUCCAAUCUAGUUCUGUUGUAGAACUUAACGGUGUCAUCAGAAGAAAGAUUUUCAUCUCUACUUCUUUAACGAAGUCUUUUCAGGAUAUCAACAUAAAUUUUUUUUCUAUGAGCUACUUUUAACUGUUGACUUCUAGUAAAAGUACAACCGACAAUGUGAGUGACGAGA